Molecule: messenger RNA, 634 nt
Organism: Trichomonas vaginalis G3
Lineage: Eukaryota; Parabasalia; Trichomonadida; Trichomonadidae
Exons: 1
Source: RefSeq, a predicted model, not a curated record
AUGACGACUAACUAUUUGGUGCCAAACACUAAACCGAUUAAUGGAAAUGUGUUUCAUUCAUUCGAAAAGAUAAAUGAAAUAUUCGCAAAGAAUGACGGUAGAAGAUAUUAUAGAGAACUUGAAAGUUCAUGCUAUGACUCUGAUGCUCCAUAUUUUGAUGAUAAACAAACUCAUUUAAGAAUUACAAAUCCGGCUCAUGAUGUGAACCAAUUAGGUGACACAUAUAUUAAACGCAAAGUUAAAGCAACUCUAGUUUCAAAUAAAGCUUUCACAUGUGAUGCCGCUUUUAAAUGCAUGCGUUUAUUCGUUGGUUACAAAUCAUCAAAUCAAAGCUUUAAACAAUUAGAAGUAGAAACCGAAAGAGGUGAUGCCGGUUAUCUUCAGAUGGAUUGCGCCCGUGAAUCUUUCGCAUUUGCAACAUAUAAACCAAAAUCAGAAAGGAAAGUUAAAAAGUUUGUUCAUUCGUUAUAUAAUAAUGUUCAAAAAUAUGAUAACUCAGUAUGUGGUAAAUAUAUUGACCCUUCAGAAGUUUUCAAGAAAGCAAAUGAAGAAGUUGAUGUCACUUUUGAUAUGAUUAUUCCGGUAAAUGAUUUGUUAGCAUUUCAGGCGUUCGAUGAUUAUCCUAAAUCAUUUG